ACAUUUGGCCAAGUACCCUAUCUUACUGGCUCAGAUGGACUGGAGCUAUCUGAAUGUUAUGCCAUAUUGCGAUAUUUUGGACGCAAACUUAAUCUCUAUGGCAACAAUGAUAUUGAGGCUGCCAAGAUUGAUAUGUUACUAGAGCGUGAACACCAAACAUUGGUUGGGGUACUUAUAUCACUGUUAAAAAAACAAGAUGAUGCUGCAAGGAUAGAGAGUACGAAGAUAUGUGAUACCCUGGCAAUAUUUCAGAAACUUCUGGAGAAGAAUAAGAAAGGAGAAGGCUACUUUGUUGGAGAUAAGGUCUCUAUUGCAGACUAUGCCAUGUUGGAUCUCCUAGAUGCCUGUAUAAGUCUCUCAAGUACAAUGCUAGAUGCCUACCCAACACUGAAGGCAUUCUAUAACCGCAUGGCUUCAAGGGAAAAGAUUGCAGCGUGCAAAGCCUCAGAAAAGUACAAAUCUUUCUAUGUUGCUGGCAAUCUUGGACGAAAGUAAAUUGGUAUAGAAACUGUACCUAAGUUGCAAACAUGAACAGUUCAAAUUGUUGCCAGAAAUGCUAUCAUUGUAAUUGACAAUUGAAAUGUGAACAAAUAUUAAAGAUUUGAAAAUAUUCUAAAUAGUACUAUGGCUCAAAAUGUGAAGUGAUUUCAGUCAAAUUGACAACCAUAUUUUGGACAUCUUGUGAUAAUUAUAAUGAAAUUAAAUGAUAGUUUCUUAGUUAAAGCUCAAUAAUUAGUUUUCUAUGAGAAACUGGUGACAGACGGGUAUGGAAUUGCAAUAGCUCACAGUGUGAGCUAAAAAUAGUGACUGUAACAAUAUAUCCCCACUUCUUGGUGGUUUUCCAUAAUAACAUGAUAAUAUUAUUUAUGUACAAAAUUUUGGAUUAUA
Molecule: messenger RNA, 888 nt
Organism: Owenia fusiformis
Lineage: Eukaryota; Metazoa; Annelida; Polychaeta; Sabellida; Oweniidae
Source: the annotation of a GenBank genome assembly